Messenger RNA from Botrytis cinerea B05.10, 1576 nucleotides. RefSeq lists its product as hypothetical. The record is from RefSeq and is a predicted model, not a curated record. NCBI's taxonomy places the organism in Eukaryota, Fungi, Ascomycota, Leotiomycetes, Helotiales, Sclerotiniaceae. The coding region runs from base 654 to 989 and encodes 111 amino acids. The transcript has a single exon.
GGGGGGGGGGCACACGAUGUUGCAAUGGACCGUUAUUACCAAUGCAGAAAUUCUAACAUGAUGAAGUGUCCACCCUGUCGAGACGAGAGAGGUAACUGAACGCGAGAGAACUUGAACCAAGCAUCGGCAGAGGGGAGGAAUACGAUAGGUGCCAGUUCUUCUGGCAAUCGAGCCAAGGAUGUGAUUAGUUGCAUGUACGUCUUGGUGAGAAAGGCACACAGAUAUGCACUUCGUUUGUUGGCUCGAAUGGAAGUGUGGGAAACUCGACGGGGCUAGUAGACAAACACGCUGCAAGGCUGGGAGGACUGUGACGGCGUUGUUGUUCGGACCAUAAACAGUGCUGUCCAAAUCGUGUAUAAAUACUCCUCUUGGUUUCCCCAAAGGUCGAAUAACAUCCAUCAUCAACACCAUCCUUCAAAGCAUCUCAACAAAAGAUCUAUCAACUCUUUCUUGAUCCUAAAGUGUCAUCGCCAUCCAGUAUAACAACCUCACUCGAGAUAUCAUCAGACGUCGUCUCUGAUCUCAAACAUCCUAUCCAUAACAUAUCUGUACUUCGACCAGUAAGUUCGAGCCAUAAAGCCUUGUCGCGUUUCAUAUGAAGUAUUGCAGAGAACCAAGGCUAAUAUGAAUGGUUACACAUAGCUCCCAUCAACAUGUGUUUCUUCGACCAGUGCCAAUUCGUCUGUGGUGACUACAAGUGGGGCCACUUUCGACAACAUUGUGCCAAAGAAUACCGUACGGGCGAGACCUGCGGCAUGAAGUUGGUCAUGACCACAUACCAGAGUCAUGAGAAGUGCAAGAUUUGCACGAAGAUCGAAACAAAAUGGGGCCGUAUCCAGAAGGAGCAGGAGCGUGUACUUCGAUGGAAGAAGGAAAACGGAAAGAGUCGCCAACACUCAAUCGAGGCGUCAGAGGAGAAGAUCCGGGAUCUGCAACAAGAGGUCAAUAAUCUCGAAUGGCAACGCUCGCAGAAUGCUAUGGAGUUGUGAAAGGUAAGAGACCAAUCGCUUGUUUGAGUGAUGAUAUUUUAUGCUAAUUCUUCUCAGUGAAACUUUCCACAUGACACGAUAGUACAGAACUAGCGAACUAUUUUGUCGCGUUUCGAACUUUUUUUUUUUUCCAUAGGGUUGUCUUUCUUUUGAUGGAGUGAAAUGAUGGAACGGAAGAGUGGUCUUUCAUUUAAGGAUGUUUUGGAAAUGAUUGGUUUCUGGAGACAGAUGAAGGAAUUGUUCUGGAAUUAGAUAGUCUCACGACUUAACGAUGAAACGAUCAUUUGAAUAAGUCCCUUGAAAUUGCCAAUAAGUUGCCAAUGACUUGUGGAUAUGAUUGUAUUCUGUCAAUGGAACCGACAAUCUGGUCAAAUUUUGAGGGGGCCAUUUGAUGCUGACCGGGCGCUUAGAUGAAGAAAUUGGGCGGCUCGGGAAAUUAAUGCAUGCAAGCUAAAUGCAAGCUUCCAUGAACUGUCGGGGAACUGAGGCACCAUCCGAAAUCAUAAAAGGCGAUCAUAUCAAAAGAUUUGCCGGAGAAUUUGGCCGUCGAUGAUGAUCAAUUUCCUUGCGAUAAUGAAAAGAUCCCA